Caenorhabditis angaria is the source of this 3387-nucleotide messenger RNA. The record is from the annotation of a GenBank genome assembly. NCBI's taxonomy places the organism in Eukaryota, Metazoa, Nematoda, Chromadorea, Rhabditida, Rhabditidae.
AUGCCCGGGCUGAAAAAAAUCAUCGACGUCGCACAGGUCAACACGUUGCUCCAGCGCAAAUUGCUAAAUUCGAAUCAAGGCGUGCGCCUACUAGACUGUAGUUACGCGUUGGCUCCACGUCAAGAUUGGCGGCAAUUCGAGAAGGAGAGUUAUGCCAAGUUCGAUUUGGAUUCGAGCUCGCCGAGCAGGAAACUCUAUUUAUCCGCGCAUAUUCCACAAGCCGUGCAUUUGGACCUGGAUCAAGCCAUGUUUCCAUCGAAAUUCCAGCGAUUUGCACAUUAUCCAGCGGAGAUUUUUCGAAAAAUACGCUCAAAAAUUGGGCCUGAAUGCCGGUGAACACUUGAUUUUCUACGGAAAAGGCGCGUUUGGUGGAAUGUUGUUUGCGUCGAAAUGUGCGUGGCUUUUUAAAUCAUAUGGACAUGAGAAUAUUUCGUUGGUGGAUGGUGGAUUUGAUGGAUGGAAGAGGGCGGGAUUUGAGGUGUCACAGGAGGAUUUGAGGCUGCAGGUGGGAUUUUUGGGGGAUUUUUGAUGGAAAAUGAGCCUGAAAUCGUGAAAAAUGGCCUAAAAUAAGCCUAGAAGCUUGAAAUUGAGAUUUGAAAGCCUAAUCAGCUUUCUGGGCCUUAAUCUGCCUAAAUUUCAUGCUCUGAGCCUAUUUUUCAUAAAAAUUUGGCCUAAAAUGAGCCUAGACGCUUAAAUAUUAGCCUAAAAGCUCGUAAAUUGAGCCUAUAAGCUCAAAUAUGAGCCUAUAGGCCUAAAAAUUGGCCUAGAAGCCUGAAAUUCAGAUUUGGACGCCUACUAAGCUUUCAAAGCCUAAAAUUCAUGCUCCGAGCCUAUUUUCCAUGAAAAUAUGCCUAGAAGCUCAAAAAUUGGCCUAAAAUGAGCCUAGAAGCCUAAAAAUUGGCCUAAAAUGAGCCUACGAGCUAAAUAUGAGCCUAUAGGCCUAAAAAUUGGCCUAGAAGCCCGAAAUGCAUGUUCCAAGCCUAUUUUUAAUGAAAAUUAGCCUAUGAUAAGCCUAGAAGCUAGAAAUUUGGCCUAUAGGCCUAAAAAUUGGCCUAGAAACCUAAAAUUCAUGCUCUGAGCUUAUUUUCCAUGAAAAUUAGCCUAAAAUGAGCCUAGAAGCCUGAAUUUAGCCUAAAAUGAGCCUAAGAGCUUAAAAUUCAUGUUCUGAGCCUAUUUUUAAUGAAAAUUAGCCUAUGAUAAGCCUAGAAGCCUAAAAAUUGGCCUAAAAUAAGCCCAAGAGCUUGGAAUCCAGGUUUGAAGGCCUAAUAAGCCUUCUGGGCCUUAAAUUGCCUAAAUUUCAAGUUCUGGGCCAAUUUUUGAUGGAAAAUGGCCUAAAAUGAGCCUAAGAGCUUAAAAUCCAGGUUUGAAAGCCCACUAAGCUUUCAAAGCCUAAAAUUUAUGUUCUGAACCUAUUUUUAUUGGAAAAUGGCCUAAAAUGAGCCCAGAAGCCUAAAAUGAGCUUUAGGGCUCAAAAAUAAGCCUUAGAGCUAAAAAAUUGGUCUAAGAGCUCUGGAAUGAGCCUAGAUGCUUCAAAAUUGGCCUAAAACGAGCCUAAGAGCUAUUUUUCACGAAAAAUAGCCUAAGAUAAGCCUAAGAGCCCAAAUAUGAGCCUACAGGCCUAAUAAUUGGUCUAGAAGCCUGAAAUUCAUGUUCUGAGCCUAUUUUUCAUGAAAAUUAGCCUAAAAUGAGCCUGAAAAGCCUAUUUCGUCCCCCAAAAGCCCGAAUUUUUGCAGCCCGGAAACUGGAAAGCCCAAAAUGCCAUCGAAAAACACGUCAUAACCUACGAGGAGCUGGAAACCAAGGAAAAUGGAUCGGAAAAGCAAAAUUUUGAAAAAUCGGAUGAAUUCAACUUUUUGGAUUCACGUGGAAGAGGACAAUUUGAAGGAACUGAAGAUACUGGAUUGGACCCGAAUAGUGAGUGGAAAUGGGCCUGAAAAGCCUGAAAACGGGCCGAAAAAUGAGCCUAAACAAGCCUAGAUGUGUUUUAGGCUGUUUGAGGCCCAUUUUCCAUCAAUUUUGGGUAGAAAAUAGGCCCGUUUAGGCCCAAAAAAGCCCGCUUUUUUCUUCAGAAGUUAAUGGAACUCGAAUUGCUGGCUUCAAAAAUUUCCCAUCCGCCGAACUUUUGCAAAAACCUGGAAUUUUGAAAUCGGAAGAUGAAAUUAGACAAUGUGAGUUUUUUUUUUUGAAAAUUUAAAUAUUCCCGCAAAAAAAACGAGCGCGAAAAUUCAGAAAUUCAAAAUUUUUCAAAAAAAAUGUUCUUUUUUUUUUUGAAAAAAAUUAAUUCCAUGUCAAAAAUAGGCUUUUAGAUCUAAAUUUCAUGCUGAAUCUCAUGGUAAAGGUGAAAUUCGCUUAAAAUGAGAAUUUCCAUGAUUUUCAGCACGAAAUUUCAGCUAGGAAGCUUUUUUGGCUGAAAAAAUCUAAAAUUUUUUGAAAAAAAAUAAUUUCAAGUCAAAAAUAGGCUUCUAGAUCAGAAUUUUGCGCUGAAACUCGUGGAAAAGCUGAAAAUCGCUGAAAAUCAAUAAUUUCAUGAUUUUCAGCACAAAAUUUCAGCCAGGAAGCUUUUUUGGCUGAAAAAAUCUAAAUUUUUUUUAAAAAAAUUCAAAAUUUUCGGUUAAAAAAAUUCCUGGCUGAAAUUUCGUGCUGAAACUCGUGGAAAAGCUGAAAUUUGCUGAAAAUAAGAAUUUCCAUGAGAUUCAGCACAAAAUUCUGAUCUAGAAACAUAUUUUUCGAGCUGAAAUUAAUUUUUUUCAAAAAAAUUCAAAUUUUCGCGCGAAAAUUUCAAAAUUUGAGUUUCCUGACUGAAAUUUCGUACUGAAACUCGUGGAAAUCAUCAUUUUCAGCGAUUUUCAGCCAGUUUUCCAGAUUCAGCACAAAAUUCUGAUCUAGAAACAUAUUUUUCGAGCUGAAAUUAAUUUUUUUUCAAAAAAAUUCAAAUUUUCGCGCGAAAAUUUCAAAAUUUGAGUUUCCUGACUGAAAUUUCGUACUGAAACUCGUGGAAAUCAUCAUUUUCAGCGAUUUUCAGCCAGUUUUCCAGAUUCAGCGCAAAAUUCUGAUCAAGAAACAUAUUUUUGGCCUAGAAUCAAUUUUUUUAAAAAAAUUCAAAAUUUUUGCGCGAAAAUUCAAAAAUUCAAAUUUUUAAAUUCAAAAAUUUUCGCGCGAAAAUUCAAAAAUUCAAAUUUUUCCACAGGGUUCAACAAAAACGGCUACAAUCCCUCAUUGCCUACAGUAACCUCGUGUAAUAGCGGAGUUCAGGCCGCAUUGUUGGCCUUUGUUAUGGACUGGGCUUUGCCUGAAUCCAGGCCCAGGCUGUUUAAUGGAAGUUUGAAAGAAGUCGAAUUGCGAGAUCCGAAGAAGAUCAGUGAAGGCCCACAACAUUUGCCGCAUUGA